Sugiyamaella lignohabitans is the source of this 1791-nucleotide messenger RNA. It is a transcript of the gene RFA1, whose product is annotated as replication factor A subunit protein RFA1. Lineage: Eukaryota; Fungi; Ascomycota; Dipodascomycetes; Dipodascales; Trichomonascaceae. The record is from RefSeq and is a predicted model, not a curated record. The coding region runs from base 1 to 1791 and encodes 596 amino acids. Gene Ontology annotation, cellular component: nucleus. Gene Ontology annotation, molecular function: DNA binding. Gene Ontology annotation, biological process: DNA replication; DNA repair; DNA recombination. The transcript has a single exon.
AUGACAGAGUUAACGGUCUGUUUUGCCGAGUUUGGGCGCACUAGCAACCCCAGCGAAGUGGUGCCCAAGUUCCCUCAGCUGAAGUUGCAAGUACUAAAAGUCAAACUGAUUCAAGGCGCUGAACCAAGCCAAAACAGAAUGCGUCUUACAGUCUCAGAUGGAGUUCACUAUUCACAAGCGAUUGUCAACCUAAAUGAAGAGAAGGGUGGUGCACAGUCGGAUAUUUCUGUUGGUAGUGUCAUUGAGGUUAAAAGCUACGAUUCUCACAGAUUGCAAACUGGUAAGAUCGUGUUUGUUCUGUAUGAGUGGGAUGUUGUUGGUGUGGAGAGUCCCAUUGGACACCCUACUAGUCUUGAAGCCAAUACUGAGGCAAAGGCUAAUGAUUCCAUGUCUCCAGCUCCUGCUCCGGUAGCUCCUGUUGUAGCGCCACCGGCCCCUGCACCAGUUACUAAGCCCAAGGCGAAACCAGCUGCUGCCCCUGGAAAUUUCACAGCUAUUAUUCCUAUUGAUAUUCUUUCACCCUAUCAUAACAAGUGGACUAUUCGUGCUCGAGUUAGUAAUAAAUCAGAUAUUCGUACGUUUACCAACGCACGAGGUGAAGGUAAACUAUUCAAUGUGACAUUAGUGGACGAAUCAGGUGAGAUCCGUGCUACAGGAUUCUCUCAACAAGUUGACGCGUUCUACGAUCUGCUGCAAGAAGGCAAGGUUUACUAUAUUUCGAAGUGCCGUGUCCAGGUUGCUAAAAAACAGUUUUCUAAUGUUCAAAACGAUUUCGAGCUUGUCUUUGAUAGAGACUCUCAAAUUGAACUGUGUACUGAUGAAGUUGAUGUUCCUAAGAUAAAGUUCGAUUUUACCAGUAUCAAAGAUCUUGGUACUGCUGAUAUCAAUGGUACCGUUGAUUUCAUCGGUGUGUUGAAAUCAAUCAAUCCUGCCGAGCAAAUUACCUCUAAAAACACUGGCAGACCAUAUGACAAGAGAGACGUGGUUUUGGUUGACGAAGGAGAUUAUUCCAUUCGGGCAACUUUCUGGGGAAAAUCUGCCGUCGAUUUUUCUACCCCUCUCGAGAGCGUCAUUGCAAUCAAGGGUGCCAAAAUAUCCGAUUUUAAUGGCAGAAAUAUUUCCAUUCUCAACUCGUCAACUGUUUCAGUGGAUCCUGAUGUGCCUGAAGCGCACGCAUUGAAAGGUUGGUAUAGCACAAAUGGCCGUGACAAGACUUUUGAACAGCUACCCGGUCCGUCAGGAGCCACCUCUACUGGUAACAGCGACGAUAAAAAUAGAACUACGAUUGAGAAAGUAAUUUCUGAUCAGCUAGGAAUGACUGAUCAGACCGACUAUUUCACCAUUAAGGGAACCAUAUCAUACAUUCGUAAUGAAAAUAUGUGGUAUCCUUCAUGUACUAAUGCUGACUGUAACAAAAAGGUCAUCCAAGACACCACCGACGAAUGGAGAUGUGAAAAAUGCAACAUAACUAUUGCCGAACCCAACUACCGCUACAUCAUUAGUAUGAUUGUUAGUGACAGUACUGGCCAAAUUUGGGUAUCAAGUUUUGACGAUAUUGGUAACAUCGUCAUAGGAAUGUCAGCAAAGGAGCUCUAUCAACUUCAAGAACAAGAUCUCAAUGGUUUCACUGAAGUAAUUACAAAAGCUCUCUAUAAAGAAUACGUGCUACGCUGCCGCGCCCGCAAAGAUAAUUAUAAUGACCAGGUCUCGGUCAGAUACUCUGCUGUCCGUUGUACCCCUGUUGAUUACGCUCAUGAAACUCAGCUUCUCCUUCAACAGCUUGGUAUUUAG